This is a messenger RNA of Lepus europaeus (European hare), 1695 nucleotides long. RefSeq names its product polyamine oxidase (gene PAOX). Gene Ontology annotation, molecular function: polyamine oxidase activity. The record is from RefSeq and is a predicted model, not a curated record. The transcript is spliced from 7 exons. Bases 18 to 1553 code for a protein of 511 amino acids. Lineage: Eukaryota; Metazoa; Chordata; Mammalia; Lagomorpha; Leporidae.
CUGCCCGGGGCUACGCGAUGGAGUCGAGGGGCGGCGGCGCGGAGGCCUCGGGCGGCCCGCGGGUGCUGGUGGUGGGCGGCGGCAUCGCGGGGCUGGGCGCGGCGCAGCGGCUCUGCCGCCACCCCGCCUCCCCGCACCUGCGGGUCCUGGAGGCCACGGCCCGUGCCGGCGGCCGCAUCCGCUCCGAGCGCAGCUUCGGUGGCGUGGUGGAGGUGGGCGCGCACUGGAUCCAUGGCCCCUCGCAGGGCAACCCUGUGUUCCAGCUGGCGGCCAGGUACGGGCUCCUGGGGGAGAGGGAGCUGUCCGAGGAGAACCAGCUGCUGGAGACGGGCGGCCACGUGGGCCUGCCCUCCGUGUGCUACAGUAGCUCCGGGGCCUGCGUGAGCCUGCAGCUGGUGGCCGAGAUGGCCAGUCUGUUCUACGGCCUCAUAGACCAGACGCGAGAGUUCCUGCAUUCCACCAAGACCCCUGUGCCCAGCGUCGGGCAGUUCCUCAAGCGGGAGAUCAGCCAGCUGGCGGCCGGCUGGACAGAGGACGAGGACACCAGGAAGCUGAAGCUGGCCAUCCUGAACACCUUCUUGAACGUGGAGUGCUGCGUGAGUGGCACCCACAGCAUGGACCUGGUGGCCCUCGCGCCCUUCGGGGAGUACACGGUGCUGCCGGGGCUGGACUGCACCUUCGCUGGGGGCUACCAGGGACUCACAGACCACUUAGUGGCCUCCUUGCCGAAGGACGUGAUGGUCUUUAACAAGCCCGUGAAGACGGUGCACUGGGCCGGGGCCUUCCAGGAGGCGGCAUCUCCCGGCGAGACCUUCCCGGUGUUGGUGGAAUGUGAGGAUGGAGACCGCUUCCCUGCCCAUCAUGUCAUCAUCACCGUGCCCCUAGGCUUCCUUAAGGAGCGUCUAGACACCUUCUUUGUGCCUCCGCUGCCUCCCGACAAGGCAGAAGCUGUCAAGAAGAUGGGCUUUGGGACCAACAAUAAAAUCUUCCUGGAGUUUGAGGAGCCCUUCUGGGAGCCUGCCUGCCAGCACAUCCAGCUGGUGUGGGAGGACAGCUCGCCCCUGCAGGAUGCCGCCCCCGUGCUGCCCGACACCUGGUACCGGAAGCUCAUCGGCUUUCUCGUGCUGCCACCCUGUGGGUCUGUCCAUGUGCUGUGUGGCUUCAUCGCUGGGCUGGAGUCCGAGUUCAUGGAGACGCUGUCAGAUGAAGAGGUGCUCACGACUCUAACCCACGUGCUCCGGAGAGCAACAGGGAAUCCGGAGCUCCCCGCGCCCAAGAGCGUGCUGCGGUCGCGGUGGCACAGUGCCCCCUACACUCGGGGCUCCUACAGCUACGUGGCCGUGGGCAGCACCGGCGACGAUAUCGACCUGCUGGCCCAGCCCCUCCCUGCAGACAGCGCCGGCGCCCAGCUGCAGGUCCUGUUUGCUGGGGAGGCCACGCACCGCACGUUCUACUCCACCACGCACGGAGCCCUGCUGUCCGGCUGGCGGGAGGCCGACCGCCUCGCUGGGCUGUGGGAGCCGCAGGCGCCGCGGCCGUGGCCCAGGCUCUAGGCGGCUUCUCGGCCCCGGGGAAUUAUAGCCGCCGCCCCCUCCGUCCUCACUGGAGCCUACUGGGGCUGACCUGAGCCGCGUGGCCCUGGCCCAGAAGCUAGGCCUGGCGGCGCCACCGCGCACAUAAAGCUUCUGAAAUGUC